Messenger RNA from Scatophagus argus, 1712 nucleotides. RefSeq lists its product as uncharacterized. The transcript is spliced from 11 exons. Gene Ontology annotation, biological process: biosynthetic process. The record is from RefSeq and is a predicted model, not a curated record. NCBI's taxonomy places the organism in Eukaryota, Metazoa, Chordata, Actinopteri, Scatophagidae. Gene Ontology annotation, molecular function: strictosidine synthase activity. Bases 164 to 1369 code for a protein of 401 amino acids.
AUGUUGUGAUAUGUACUCUGGGGACUUUCACACUCUGUUCUCUGGCUCCCACUCAUUCAUCGCUCCCUUGUGUCUGGCCUGUUUGGUCCAGUAGGAAGGGGAGACGCGGACUCCAAACUCAACAAUAUCCUGUUUGUCGUGGUACCUGUGAAAGACCUUAAACAUGUCAAAGUUCACCUCAGAAUGUGGGACACGACGCCGUUGGCUUACGAAGUGCAGGCUGGUGAGACUCAGGUUUGGUAGGAGGUCGUUGUUAGCGGCUUUGCUCGCUGUGGCUGCUGGAGUUUACCUGCUGCCUUCACCCAUAGACCCCAAACCACAUGUACUGCAGGGGCCUCCUCCGGCCCUCGAGGGGCCGCUGGCGGUCAACACCCGACUGCAGAAGGGCCGCAGGCUGUUUGCUGGGCAACUACACGGCCCAGAAUCCUUCACUGCCGAUGAGGAGGGUAACGUGUACACGGGCACAGUGGACGGGAAGCUGUGGCGGAUCGGUCCUGACGACAGCCUCACCCUCAUCACACACAUGGGACAGAACUCACCUGAAUGUGGCAGCAGUACAGACUUUGAGCCCGUGUGCGGUCGUCCUCACGGCGUUCGUCUGGAUCGUCACGGUCAGCUGAUAGUCGCUGACUCUUACUUUGGGCUGCACAGCGUCAACCCCAAAACAGGAGAAAAGACUCUGCUGCUGGCUAACUCACAGGGUGCUGAUGGCGUUCCCUUUGCCUUCCUGAACGGCCUCGAGAUUUCCUCCCAGACCGGGACGAUUUACUUCACAGACUCGUCCAGCCGCUGGGGACGCAGACACGUCAAACUGGAGGUGAUCGAGCUGAACUGCCUCGGCCGUCUGCUGUCCUACGAUCCAGAGACAGGAAGUGUGAAGGUCCUGCUGGACUCGCUUUACAUGCCCAACGGCAUCGUCCUGUCGCCUGACGAACACUUCCUGCUGCUGGCUGAGACCAGCAUCGGGCGCAUACUGAGGUACUGGCUCAAGGGACCAAAAGCUGGUACCAAGGAGAUCAUCAUGGACAACAUGAUCGGUUACCCUGACAACAUCCGCCUCAGCGACCACGGAACAUUCCUGGUCGGCAUAACAACGCCGCGGUUCCGGAAGCUCGUGCCUCCCUUCCUGGAUGCCAUCGCGCCGUACCCGGCCGUCAAACGCUUCCUGGCCAAGGUCAUCAUUUCGUGGUACAACCUGCUGCUGCCGCGCUACGCUCUGGUCCUGGAGCUGGGAUUGGACGGCCAGAUUGUGGGAACGCUGCACGACCCCGAAGGCCGCCUGACGUGGGCGAUCAGCGACGUCUUCCAGCACCGAGGGAGGACCUACCUGGGCAGCACCGACCUGCCGUUCCUGCCCGUCCUGGAGUGAUGGCGGAGCUGAUGACGGAGCGCGGCCGAGCACAGGAAACCAAAACCAGCGCUGGUUUUUAUUUUGGGACGGUUUCUGGAUUUUAGUGUUUUAAAAAGGCUUUUGGUUGACAUUCACCUCUGGAGCGGCUUGUGGACGUUGCAUAAAUCAUACCUGGAUGUCAGGUACGUCAGGACAUUUUUAGAAAAGUUGGAUGGAGUAAAAUUAACGCACUAAAAACAAAGUGGCCCAGAAAUGUGAGCUAAAACUGUACUUUAUAAUAAUCGUAGAAAUCAGGUAACAAGUCAUGAUGAUUUGACUUUUUCUUAAAAAAAAAUGUAUAAAAAUGAAACCAGAGAUGUCA